AUGUCCGCUCCUAUCGAAAACAGCAAUGCAACGGUUCAGACGGAACCUACCGUUGAAGAGAAGCAGGAGGCCAAAGUUGAAGUCAAGGCCUCACAACUGACACCCGCUCCUCUCCCCACGAAUUCGCCCUGGAAGACAGUGGCGGGCGGAACACCCGCCUCGUUUGGUGGUUCCUCGGGUAAGUGGCCUUCAACCCAAGAGGCUGUGGAACAACUCGAGAGAAGAGAGAGACAAGGUCCUGCUCCUGUUAUCAAAGCCACAGGAAAGGAGAAAUGGGUGCCUAUCAAAGCGUCGAUUGUCGUUUCAGGUUUCAAGAAGCCAAAUAGCAACGCCAACGGUGGCCAAUCCAACAAGAAGCAACCUGCGAAGAAAAACAAGAAAAAUACAACAGGAAACAGAACAAAGAAGCAGCAGUCAAACAAGCAAGAAAAGUCAGAAAGUUCGACUGUCGUUGUCGGCUCCGUAACUGCGGAUGGAGAAUCUUCCAAGGCUGAAGCGCAAGAGCAUGAUGCUUCUGAUGAACAAAAUCGCAAUGGUACUUCUGGAAUUCCUAAAAGAUCUUCAUCUCAAUCACAUCAAAGAAAAUCAUCCCACAACCAAAAUAACUAUGUGCCAAGAAGAAGAUACCAAAACAAUGGUGGUAACCAUGAAAACGGUUCUUUCAAACCAUAUCAACAAUAUGUCAUGUUUCAGCACAAGUCCAACUACGUUCCUUUCCGUCAAUCACAGGUGAACCACCAAUACAAUUCUAGCAACAACCGCCAAAGAUUUUACCAAAGAGGACCUCAAUCACAGACGACCUUUUACUCUCCUCAACCCCCUCAUCCCUUCAUUGCAGUUAACAACAUUGCCAGACAAAUCGAGUACUACUUCAGCACAGAGAAUCUUGUAAAGGACACUUAUUUGAGAUCUCAUUUCACCGAGGAUGGCUACGCUCCUUUAGCAUUAAUCUCUAAGUUUUACAGAAUCGUUAACAUGUCUCUUGGUGGUGACGAGUACUUAAUUAUGGGUGCCUUGCGGGAGAUCGUUGCUAAUGCUAACGCAUCUGUUGAUGUAGCUGAAGUUGAGGAGGAGGUCGAAUCUGCUUUGGAAAGAUAUUACAUCCGCUCAAAGGAAUGGGAGAAAUGGGUUGCCGCUAAUGUUCAAGAAAACAUCGAAGUUCCUAAGUCGGUAGCUUUCAAGUCUAACUUGGACCAAAGGCGCUUGGACCAGUUUCAGGUGGACCCGCUUGUAUUUGAGCCUCCUCAAAAUAAAAUUCAAAACCAGUCUCAUCAAAAAGAGGCUUUUGGUGAUGAUCAAGAAAGUCACGAAGACCAAAACGAAGAUGACAUCCCAAUUGGAGAUUCAGUCCCAGAAAAGGUUGCUGAAUCUGCAGCUUGA
Molecule: messenger RNA, 1380 nt
Organism: Lachancea fermentati
Lineage: Eukaryota; Fungi; Ascomycota; Saccharomycetes; Saccharomycetales; Saccharomycetaceae
Source: the annotation of a GenBank genome assembly